AGAAAAUGCUCGAAUCUCGGACAAGUUCUGCAAUUGUAACAGUUGAGAGCAAACCAUGUGGAAUUCUUACUUCAAAGGAUAUCUUGAUGCGAGUCAUAGCACGAGACCUAUCUCCCGAGUCAACUUUAGUGAACAAGGUCAUGAGUUCUAGUCCAGAAUGUGCAAGUGUUGAUACGCCUAUGUUGGAUGCUUUACGUAGGAUGCAUGCAGGGAAAUUUUUACACAUGCCUGUUGCGGAUAAAGGAAGGGAGUACUGCUGUAGUUAAUGACACUUCAAACACUAUGAUGCAAAGGUUUUGGGAUUCCACUAUGGCAUUAACUCCUAACGAUGAUGAAGAGACACCCAGUGAAGGUUCUUUGAAGUUGGCCUCAGAAGGGCAGGAGACUGGAAUAUCACUUCCAUUUCUUUCGUCAACACUGCCAAAUGCUUUUGCUUUUAAGAUUCACGACGGAAAGGGAAGGAUGCAUAGGUUCACCAGUGGUUUGUCUGAAUAGAUUAAAAAGUCCUCUAACAAAACCAUGGUGUUAUUUUAAGAGUUUUUCUCUAAAGUAUUACUGAAG
This is a messenger RNA of Cuscuta epithymum, 561 nucleotides long. Lineage: Eukaryota; Viridiplantae; Streptophyta; Magnoliopsida; Solanales; Convolvulaceae. The record is from the annotation of a GenBank genome assembly.